Messenger RNA from Chelmon rostratus (copperband butterflyfish), 2211 nucleotides. RefSeq names its product coiled-coil domain containing 47 (gene ccdc47). The record is from RefSeq and is a predicted model, not a curated record. The transcript is spliced from 13 exons. Gene Ontology annotation, cellular component: endoplasmic reticulum. The coding region runs from base 161 to 1633 and encodes 490 amino acids. NCBI's taxonomy places the organism in Eukaryota, Metazoa, Chordata, Actinopteri, Chaetodontiformes, Chaetodontidae. Gene Ontology annotation, molecular function: calcium ion binding. Gene Ontology annotation, biological process: endoplasmic reticulum calcium ion homeostasis.
CAUAGGUGUUGAAGGGAGGCAUCUGUACUUCUGCUGUGAAAGGUCGGUCCUGUGUUGAGUAGUUUGCUACUUCAGGCGUAACAUCACUAGCUACAAGGACAGACUUCUUGAGCUCAACCUCCGUUACGGUUAUUGUCACAAUAAUUAUUUGGGUCCCACGAUGCGAGGUGCGUAUCUCCUCCUGAUACCCGCGCUGUUGCUCCUCCUGGCCCUUCCUGUCUCCAGGGGACGCUACAAUGAUGAUUUUGAUGAUGGCGAGGACCUAGCAGACUUUGAUGACAAUGACUUUGCUGAGUUUGAGGACAUGAACGACGAUCCAGCAGCUGAGGCGGAAGCCGCCCCUCCUCCUCGCGCCUCACCGUCCUCGCAGCCUGAAGAGGAUGAAGACGAAGAUGAAGCCACUGUAGAGCUGGAGGAUGGCCAAGAUGGUUUUGAGGAUGCAGAGACACAGGAUCAAGACAUAUACAGCAAAUAUGAUCAGGAGGAAUUUGAGGGAAUUGGAGACAUGGAAAAGACAGGCCACUCCAUGAAGGACCCCCUCAUAAUCCACACGGUUCCUGCACAUCUGCAGAACAGCUGGGAGAGUUACUACAUGGAGAUCCUGAUGGUGACCGGCCUGUUGGCGUACAUCAUGAACUACAUCAUUGGCAAGAACAAGAACAGUCGACUCGCUCAGGCCUGGUUCAGCUCCCACAGAGAACUUCUAGAGAGCAACUUUGCACUAGUGGGCGAUGACGGCACCAGCAAAGAAGCAGUGAGCACUGGGAAGCUGAAUCAGGAGAAUGAACACAUCUACAACCUGUGGUGCUCUGGACGUGUGUGCUGUGAAGGCAUGCUGAUCCAGCUCAAGUUUCUGAAGAGGCAGGACCUGCUCAACGUUCUGGCCAGGAUGAUGAGGCCGGCCUGUGAUCAGGUGCAAAUCAAAGUGACUCUGAAUGACGAGGACAUGGACACGUUUGUGUUUGCUGUUGGCACCAAGAAAGCCAUGGCCAGGCUUCAGAAGGAGAUGCAGGACUUGAGCGAGUUCUGCGGUGACAAGCCUAAGUCUGGGGCCAAGUAUGGGCUCCCAGACUCCCUGGCUAUUCUAAGUGAGAUGGGCGAGGUCACAGAUGGGGUGAUGGACAACAAGAUGGUGCAUUAUAUCACUAACCAUGCUGACAAGAUUGAGUCCAUCCAUUUCUCGGACCAAUUUUCUGGUCCAAAAGUUAUGCAAGAGGAGGGUCAGCCCUUAAAGCUGCCUGAGACCAAGAAGACGCUGCUGUUUACAUUUAAUGUGCCUGGCAUGGGCAACACCUCUCCCAAAGACAUGGACACUCUGCUCCCUCUCAUGAACAUGGUGAUCUACAGCAUCGAUAAAGUCAAGAAACUCCGUCUCAACAGGGAGGGCAAGCAGAAAGCUGACAGAAACCGGGCCCGUGUGGAGGAGAACUUCCUGAAGCAGACUCACGCUCAGCGUCAGGAGGCAGCUCAGACUCGCCGGGAGGAGAAGAAGAGAGCCGAGAAGGAGAGGAUCAUGAAUGAGGAGGACCCUGAGAGGCAGCGUCGUCUGGAGGAAGCAGCCCAGCGGCGUGAGCAGAAGAAGAUUGAGAAGAAGCAGAUGAAGAUGAAGCAGAUCAAAGUGAAAGCCAUGUGAAAGACCAUCACGGGGAUAAGCGAUAGAAGCGCACACGAGAGCAGUGCUCAGCUCAGACGGUUUCCUCCAGCUCUGGCUCACCGUCGCUCCAGCUCUAAACAGACAUCCGCCGCCUCCGGGCCUGUCCAGCUUAGCUGUCUCUGUCACCGCCUGCUCCAUUUGGUGUGGCCAAACCUCAGUGACUGAGAGUGAACUGUUCACAUCAAGUGAGAGGGACUUUUUCACCGUCAAAUCUAUCACUACAAUUCAUGCUAGGAUUUUUUUUUUUUUCUGUCCCACUAUCUUUUCAAAAUUCAUCAAAGCUGUGUAGCUUGGUGAACUUUUUAAAUUAAGCCACUGGGAAGGAGGGCACUGUUUGUUGAUGUUGAACCACAUUUUUAAAAGAAAUGAAGGCAUCGCUGUGGCUUCAUUGGAAAUGUAUUAGCAUUAAUAUAAUAUGAUCAAGGAAAUUUUAAUUUAUAUCUGUGAAAUUGGUUUCUUGCAGGCUGUUUCUAAUAUGUCUGAGCAAAUAUAAUAAAAUGCACUGGAGUCUGUUUGAAAACUUUCCGUCGCUUGUAUGAUUUACAAGACAAUUGAGU